Molecule: messenger RNA, 2735 nt
Organism: Hypoxylon fragiforme
Lineage: Eukaryota; Fungi; Ascomycota; Sordariomycetes; Xylariales; Hypoxylaceae
Product: ArfGap-domain-containing protein
Exons: 4
Coding region: 618-2735 (705 amino acids)
Biological process (GO): endocytosis; intra-Golgi vesicle-mediated transport; endoplasmic reticulum to Golgi vesicle-mediated transport
Cellular component (GO): Golgi apparatus
Molecular function (GO): protein binding; GTPase activator activity
Source: RefSeq, a predicted model, not a curated record
AGUCGCUUAUAGGAUUCUAGUUAUUAUUUUUUUUUCUUUCUUUUACCCUUUAGAAAAGUCAUUUGCGAUCCAGGCCUGUUUGAGAGAGCCCCGUCUCUGUCGAUCCUUUCUCAUACUCCAGUCUGAGUGUCGAUAAUGGAUCGUUAGGAGUUUACAUACCUACUUACGCUGUCUUUCUCCAACUUUCUUUUCGUCUUUGAAUUCUUCUUUUCUUGUUCUUCGUGUUGAACUUCUAGAUUAGACGGAUUUGUUGACAUUUGACAUAGUUGUCUGCGAGCGUGUACUCCCUUACAUAUCCAUCUUAUUUUCAUACUUAUUAUUUCUUAUUACAACCUAUCAUCGCAGUUCGUAAUGACAAGCUGAUGAAGCCCUAAUCCGAAUCGAGGAACAUCGUCACGCCCCCCCCCUGGCUUAUAACUACACUAUUUCGGCGAGAUACAUCCUCCUUCAGCACUGCGCUCAGCAGUUUUUCCGCUGUCCCCAGCUUUGCACGCGACUUUCCUAGUUGGUUGUCGGAACCCGAUCCUUUUCAGCUGUGCGCCUUUGCAGCCGAUUUCAAUUCUCGACAGAUGCUCUCGUGAGCAGUACGAUUCUUUUUGUUUUCAAGGAGCGCAAAUAUGUCUAGUCUUAUGAGCAAACGUCAGCAGGCGCGCAACGAGAAGGCCUUACAAGAUCUUGUACAAACCGUUCCAGGAAACAAUGUUUGCGUCGAUUGUCAAGCAAGAAAUCCAGCUUGGGCAUCAUGGAACUUGGGCGUGUUUCUGUGCAUGCGAUGCGCCACAAUCCAUCGCAAGUUGGGCACACACAUCUCGAAGGUCAAGUCGCUGAGCAUGGAUAGUUGGACCAACGAGCAAGUCGAGACUAUGAAACGAGUGGGAAAUGUUGCAUCCAACAAAAUCUACAAUCCCCAGAACAAGAAGCCACCGGUACCUAUCGACGUUGACGAAGCUGACUCUUCCAUGGAACGUUUCAUUCGUGCAAAGUAUGUACAAGCAGCGGUUAAUGGGACAAAAAAGCACAAUACGGGAAGUUCAGACGAAGGCACUCCGCCACCUCUACCACCCAAAACUGGCAGUCGUUUCUUUUCCUUUCGGUCCAAGAAGGAUUCUCGUGGACGCGACACCACACAUGGCUCACACGACCACCCGCACAGUCCCGAGCAGAACCGCAACAAGGCUUCUAAAGUAUUUGGGGCCAGUGUGCAUCAGCAUCCGCAAGAUUCCCCCGAGGCUAUGGCACAGAAGUUAACACAGCUGAGGGAUAUGGGAUUCACAGACGAUAAGCGAAACGCCAUGAUUUUGAAGGGUGUUAAUGGGAGCUUGGAAAAGACUAUAGAAGCAUUGGUUCGGUUGGGAGAAGGUGGAGGGUCUUCAUUACCUGUGCCAUCUCGUGAGAGCUCUCUACCUGCGACUUCUCGGUCAUUGACACCACAACCUGUCUCGCCACGGCCUACCAUUGGGCUAUCCAAGUCCAGUCCAUCACAGGCACCACGUCCAGCUAGUCAAGCAUCAAAUAACCCUUGGGACAUCCAACCGGCGCGGCCCCAGUCUACGCAAUCGACAGGAACUCUGCAGAACAAGAAUCCCUUCUAUGCCUCCAACCCAUUUGACAUGCCGAAUCAGCAGGCUGAGUUCAAUCUAAACCAGAGCCUACAGAACUUGUCUUUGGCACCGUUCCAGCAGCCGCUUUUCCCGCAUCAUACUGGUGGAUUGCCAUCGUCUCAACCCAUGACACAGUCCUUUUACCAGGCGCCGAUGACUCCACCGAUCGCCCAGACCCAAAACUAUUCAUCAUUCCCUUUUAAUAAUAAUAAUCAAACGUACCCUCCACCAAUGGCGCAACCAUCGCAAAGCUACAACCCAUUCUUGCAGGCCCCUGCUCCCGCAGCGCCACAGGCUUCGUUGUCUUUGAAUACCUCGCCUUUCUCAAGUCAGGGGUCUUUUGGUAAUAACCCUUUUACCAAAUCGCCAACACGAUUGACAUCACCUACUCUGAAUCAAAUCCCAGAGCAGUCACAGCAAAAUUUCUAUAGUAAACCUCAAUCGUCAUAUGGCAGCAAUCCGUUUUUUGCGAUGAACCAGAACCAAAACCAAUCUCUGCAGCCAUCACCCUCGGCCCCUCAGCUUCAGCCCACCCAACAGGCCUGGUAUGAGCUCCAGCAGCCCGCUCAAGCUACACCUCAGCCAGAAUAUCAGCAAGCCCAGCAGGCAUACCAGCAGCCUCAGCAGGCAUACCAACAGCCCCAGCAGGCGUACCAACAACCUCAACAGGCAUAUCAACAGACCCAGCAAGGACAUCAACAGCCUCAACAGGGAUAUCAACAAUCCCAGCCGGGAUAUCAGCAACCUCAAAGAGCCGAUACAGCUUCUAUCAUGGCUUUGUUCAACUAUCCCCACCUAGCUCCGGCCCAAUCACAAAUCCAAGAUCAGAACGCAGUUAGCGUGGGAACGAGUCAAACAGUACCUGUGUCAACUCAAGCGCAGGCACCCCCACCACAGCCAGCAUCGUCUCCUUUCGCAGGAAAUAAUAACCCAUUUCUCAGUAACGGAGCAUCCCCCAAUCCCGCCCCAGCCACAGCUCUGGGACUAAGUCCAUUCGCCCCUACUGGCAACCCUAAUGGCACUCCCUCGGGUGCCAGAAGCCGAGAGAGCAUGACGCUAGGUAUGGAGAUGGCGUGGAACAAUGGCCGACACAGUCCAGAUGCAUUUGCGAGCCUGAGUGCGAGAAGCAGUUAA